Lemur catta (Ring-tailed lemur) is the source of this 3065-nucleotide messenger RNA. It is a transcript of the gene HASPIN, whose product is annotated as histone H3 associated protein kinase. The record is from RefSeq and is a predicted model, not a curated record. NCBI's taxonomy places the organism in Eukaryota, Metazoa, Chordata, Mammalia, Primates, Lemuridae. The coding region runs from base 1 to 2349 and encodes 782 amino acids. Gene Ontology annotation, molecular function: histone H3T3 kinase activity; ATP binding. Gene Ontology annotation, biological process: mitotic cell cycle; intracellular signal transduction; protein phosphorylation. Gene Ontology annotation, cellular component: nucleus; cytoplasm. The transcript has a single exon.
AUGGCGGCUUCGCUCCCGCGACCCGAGAGCCGGCUUUUCCGAACGUAUGGGCCUGCGGGCGGCGGGAAGCCGCGGGGGCGACCGGCCUGCGCAACCGCCCAGUGGUUCCCGCCGCAGGACCAGAAGCGUUUCUUCAGCAGCAGCGGCAGCAGCGAGACCAGCAGCGGCGGCCUUUCGCAGUGUGUCGCUUCCGAUGAUCCUGACGACCCGGACUUCUCUGGCAGCCCCGGCGGUCGACGGCUGAAGCGCCGUGGCGGCCGAGUCCCCGAGGACAGCCCGAACCAGUCCGUGACCCCAAAACGCCUGAGGCUGCGACCUCGGCCCCCGCAGAAGUGCAGCACCCCCUGCGGCCCGCUCCGACCGCCGCCCUUCCCCAGCCGCAGCCCGGGCCCCCUGAGCCCGGACACCAGCGGGUGCAGCCGGCCCACGAAGGGCGACGAGCUGGGCACCAGCGCCUCCUUGUUCAGCUCCCCGGCCUCGCCCGGCCCCGAGUCCCCAGCACCAAGGGGCAGUAUCAUCUCCACUUGCCCCUCCGCCUCUCUGGAUGCAGCCCCUGCAGUCCCGAACGGCUUCCACUUCUCGGAAGCUUCCCCGGACCAAGCAUCUCUCCCCUGCUCCCAGAGGGCAGCAACAGAAGGAGGCAGGUUCACCAGGAUGGUCCGCCAAGCCCGUGCCAGCCUCAGGUCAGCUCUCUUUGGUUUGAGCCUUAUGGAUUCGGGGAACUCUGAGGAUGCUGAGUUUGGGGCAGAUGGGAAGAAUAUGAAGGAGUCCUGCUGUGAAAGGGAACUAGUGGGAAACAGACUGGAGUGCCCAGGUCCAUCGAGCACAGGUCAGAAGAGGGCCACAGACCAGGACUCUUGUCAAGAGACUAGGCCUCAAGGGACUGUCCAGAUAGAACAUAAGGAGGCCACUGGAUGUACUGUACCUGGGGGAAUCUACAGGCCUGAGAGAACCGGGCGACAACGGAAAAGGAAACAUCAGGAGGCAGUGGAAAACUCCCUCCUCCACUACCACCAGUUUAAAAAGGGCCAAAAGAUGGGAAAAGAUUCAUUCCUCACCCAGGACGUGACUCAUGUACAGAAUGCCUGCUCUUGGACCAAAACCAGGGCCUCAUUCAGUUUUCAUAAGAAGAAAAUUGUGACUGAUGUGUCAGAGGUAUGCAGCAGCUAUACCAUUGCCAGUUCUCUCUCUGGGUCCCUCCUAUCAGAAUAUUCAAACCCUCCUGUCAUGAACAGAACAAAUAGUGCUCUGUCCUCUAGGCACUCCUCUUCUAUGUACUUGCUAAGCCCCUUAAAGACUCUGCAUAUUCCAAACAAAAAAGUAUCUGAUGCUGAAAAGGUUUAUGGGGAAUGCAAUCAGGAAGGACCCAUCCCCUUUAGCCAUUUUUUUUCCACAGAAAAACUGGAACACUGUGAGAAGAUUGGGGAAGGUGUGUUUGGUGAAGUGUUUAAAACAAUUACUGAUCACACACCUGUAGCCCUAAAAAUCAUUGCUAUUGAAGGACCAGAUUUAGUCAAUGGAUCCCAGCAGAAAACCUUUGAGGAAAUCCUGCCAGAGAUCAUCAUCUCCAAAGAGUUGAGUCUCUUGUCUGAUGAGGUAUGCAACCGCACAGAAGGCUUUAUUGGGCUGAACUCAGUGCACUGUGUUCAAGGGUCUUACCCUCCAUUGCUCCUCAAAGCCUGGGAUCAGUAUAACUCAACCAGAGGGUCUGCAAAUGACCGGCCUAACAUUUUUAAGGAAGACCAGCUCUUCAUUGUGUUGGAAUUUGAGUUUGGAGGGAUUGAUUUAGAGCAAAUGAAAAGGAAGUUGUCUUCCAUGGCUACUGCAAAGAGCAUUCUACACCAGAUCACAGCAUCCCUCGCAGUGGCAGAGGCAUCACUGCACUUUGAGCACCGAGACUUACACUGGGGCAAUGUGCUCUUAAAAAAAACCAGCCUCAAAGAGGUCCACUACAUCCUCAAUGGGAAGACAAACACCAUCCCCACCUGUGGGCUGCAAGUCAACAUCAUUGACUACACGCUGUCACGCUUAGAACGGGAUGGGAUUGUGGUUUUCUGUGACAUCUCCAUGGAUGAAGACCUAUUUACAGGUGAGGGUGACUACCAGUUUGAGAUCUACAGGCUCAUGCGUAAGGAGAAUAACAACUGCUGGGGGGAAUAUCACCCUUAUAAUAAUGUGCUCUGGCUACAUUACCUCACAGAUAAGAUUCUGAAACAAAUGACCUUCAAGACCAAAUGUAACACCCAUGCCAUGAAGCAAACAAAGAAAAAGAUCCAGUAUUUCCAUAAGACAAUGCUGAACUUCAGCUCUGCCACUGACCUGCUCUGCCAACACAGUCUAUUUCAGUGAGCCAAUUGUGUCUUUCUGCCUCACCAUAAGAGGACACUGGUCUUAAAGCCUCCGGUACUGUUUCAACAUCUAUCCACAAGGCAGGGUGGAAUUCCCAUUCUCACAUGUUUCCAAUCAGUUUUGCAAACAAUUUUAUUUCCAAAUGGAAACAAAUGUUUGUUGAAAUAUUUAAACUUGCUGUCACAAAUGUUUUUAAAAAGUAAACUACAUGUGAGAACAAGUGUUUAUAACUUAUAAGCCUUUCUAAUUGUCAGCAGAGACCAUUCUGUAAAUUCCUUUCCAGAUUUUCAUUUUUGAAGCACUUUAUGUAGUGGGGAGGGUGGAAAUCAAGAAAGCUCAGGCCUCAGCUAUCAUACCAAUCAGAGUGUGUUGCUUUAGGUAUCAAGGCUGGCUUUGGGAACCAGACUACAGAUGAGUCAACUGAAAGCAAAGGGGGUGGAGCAAAGCAGAGACCAAAAAAGACAGGCUAGAGGGAGAGGAAAGGAAGAUAGUAGACAAUUUAUAGGGGAAGUGUGAGAAAUGUCACAUGUUUAUCAAGCUCACCAAUCAUGUAGAGAUGCAGAAUUUAUUGAUUUUUCAAAGGGAAAACAAAUGUCUCCAUGGCUACUAAAAAGGUUGGAAUGUUUGCUUAUUUUUCAUGAAGGGGAGGAAAACUGAAAUGUUGUUUUAAGACCUGAGCAGUUGAUAUUUCUUGUGAACAUGACUUUGGUAAUUUA